GGCGGAGCGGCUCAGAGUCUCUGCGGGGAACGGAGCAUCUCAGGCGGGAUGGAGUCUGCAGAUAGACCGCGGUGUUUGUGUCCGGUCCGCCGGUGAAGAUGUCCGUCUCCGGGAUGAAGAAGCAGCUCCACAAAGCCAGCCAGCUGCUGAACGAGCGGCUGAUGGGAGCCGAGGGAACAAAGAUGGAUGACGACUUCCUGAAGAUGGAGAAGAGUGUCGAGGUCCUCCAGGCUCUGCUGGUGGAGCUGCUGUCCAGAACCACAGAGUUCCUCCAACCACACCCAGGCGCCCGAGCCAAACUGAGCGUGCUCAACACGAUGUCCAGGAUCCGAGGUCAUGGGGGGGGGGCCGGUUACCCGCAGACAGAGAGCAUGCUGGGAGACUGCAUGUCUCACUACGGCCGGGAGCUCGGUCCUGCUUCUGAAUUUGGUGGCGCGCUGACGGAGGCGGGUGGAGCUCUGCAGGAGGUUGCUCAGGCCCGAGACGCGCUGGGUGUUGACAUCAAGCGCACCUUCAUCGACCCGCUGGAGCAGCUCCAGAACACAGAGCUGAAGGAGAUCAGGUUCCAGUUGAAGAAGCUCAACGGCCGUCGCCUGGACUUCGACUACAAGAGGAGGCGGAGAGGGAAGGUCCCGGCAGAGGAGGUCCAGUGGGCCUGGGACAAGUUCCUGCUGUCCAAAGAGCUGGCUGAGCGGAGCAUGUUCGUCCUCCUGCAGAGUGAUGUGGAUCAGCUCAGUCGUCUGGCUGCUCUGGUCGCCGCUCAGCUCGACUUUCACCGCAACGCCCACCGCAUCCUGCUGGGUCUCCAUGGCAACCUGCAGGCCAGCUGGAAAGAGGAAGUGCUGUUGGGGCCCUGGGAAGUGGGGGCCUCCUCUUUAACCGUGCGGUUUGCAGCAACCCCGGGGACCGAUCUGAAAAGCAGACCUUUGAUCCUCCAGCUGAGCGGAAACCUCUGUGACCACGGCAGAGGCAGCUGUCCGAGUGUGGCUGAUGCAGGAAGGAGGGUCCGGUCAACCAAGAGGUCUGCACCAAGAGGGAUGCAGGUGGAGCUCGUCCUGGAUGAGAUCUGCCGUCUCUACUGUUAA
Messenger RNA from Perca flavescens (yellow perch), 1085 nucleotides. RefSeq names its product endophilin-A3. Gene Ontology annotation, cellular component: cytoplasm. Bases 99 to 1085 code for a protein of 328 amino acids. Gene Ontology annotation, molecular function: protein binding. The record is from RefSeq and is a predicted model, not a curated record. Lineage: Eukaryota; Metazoa; Chordata; Actinopteri; Perciformes; Percidae. The transcript is spliced from 11 exons.